Lates calcarifer (barramundi perch) is the source of this 1311-nucleotide messenger RNA. RefSeq names its product protein THEM6. NCBI's taxonomy places the organism in Eukaryota, Metazoa, Chordata, Actinopteri, Centropomidae. The transcript is spliced from 3 exons. The coding region runs from base 149 to 760 and encodes 203 amino acids. The record is from RefSeq and is a predicted model, not a curated record.
CAUGCUUUUAUUUUGAAGGCUGAAGUCGGAAGUGUUUAAAAUGUGCUUAGUUAAAGUCUGUGCUUUACUCGUUGAAUGGGGUGCUCGGUUUGAGCUCUGUUGACUCUGCAGAUUUGGGUAGAAACCGGAGGAAUCAGACAUCAGAGAGAUGUGGUGGGUGCUGGGGGUGGUCACCGGCUUGCUGGUUCUCUUCUGCUGUCUGGAUGUGUGGUAUUUCCUUCGGGUAGCAGCAGUGGUCCUCUGGGCCUGGUUCCAGCCUCCAGUCUGGGACGUCACAGCAGAACAGGUCCUAACAGGCCGGGUCACUCCACGUGACAUUGACAUGUGCCACAUGAACAAUGCUCGUUACCUGCGGGAGUGUGACUUUGCCCGCUUCUCCCUAUACACGCGUAACGGUGUGUUCAAGGCCGUGCGAGCCCUAGGAGCUUCAAUGGUAGUGGGGGCCACCACCAUUCGUUACCGAAGAGCUCUAUGUAUAGGUGAAGGGUACGAGCUGCGGAGUCGGAUCGUCACUUGGGAUGACAAAGCCUUUUUCCUGGAGCAGAGAUUUGUGUCAACAAAAGACGGGUUGGUGUGUGCUGUCAUGUACUGCAAGCAGAGUGUCAUCCGCAGCAGCCCAGACAAGAUCAUGCAGCACCUGUGUAAAAGGAAGGUGGAGUGUCCUGAGUUUCCAGAGGACCUUCAGCACUGGGUCAACUUCAUCUCUGCCAGCAGCCAGGCCCUCAGGGCAGAGAGUGGACUGGAGGAGAAGAACAAAUGAGGCACUGCACAGGCAGUUAUUAAGACUGGCUUUUUGUUAGCCAGCUAAUACACCUGCUAUUCAGAAGAUUCAAAAUCUUCUGAGAGAGACGUUUGUCUUCUCUUGGCUUUUGGCAUCCAAUCUACUUGACUUGAACACACAUGUGCCUUCUUUACUCUUUUGAUAUUGAGCUUUACUUAGUAAUUAAUGUCAAACAAGGGAAGAAACAACAAUUCUUACUUAUACACUAAAAGAAAAACUGUAUGAUUAUAUAAAGUGUACAUUCAUGUACCACAGAAGCAUUAAACAAAUACAUCUUAAACUAUCCUGUACAGGGAGCCUCACAUACUUUCAAUACAGUGAGUCAAUUCGGGGUUUAAAGUUUUUUUUUUUUUUUUUUUUUUUUACUGUAAUCAAAUGUGAAGCUGUGAGAAGAGUAUGAUUUUAAAACUGCAAAAUCGGUGAUAGUGGUUACAGAUUAGAAAAAAAGAUGCACUACAACAAAUGAUGAUUUGACCAAAGUAUUGUAGAAAUGUAUGUACAAUAACAAUAAAAUUGGUCAAACUGUCAAA